GGGACACAGAGUGAGACUCUGUCUUAGGAAAAUAAAAAAUAAAAAUAGAGUUACAGAAAUUUAAGUAUGAUAUCAUUUGUGUGCUAAGCUAAGCCACCACAGAAGAAUUCUGCUUAUUUUUCAAAGAUACAUCCAUGCAUAGAAAGCAGUCUGAAAGGAUAACACCCUAAAUUCAUAGAAUUGAUUCUGAGUUAAAACCCUAAAUUGGUUCUUGCUGAGGAGGGGGCCUGGUGGCUCCAAUGGCAGUCUAACAUUUAAUAUUUAAAGUUUUUACAAGGAGAAAUAAUUCAUGUGUUACUUGUAUAACUAGAAGUUCGAGGGUUUUUUUAAGUAAAAUAUUGAACACAAAGUCAGCCCACCGGUGUCUUGACUAGCCACGGUCAAAAGUUGGAGCUAUUUGUAAGUCAUUUCGACAACAAAGAAAAGGAUGAACUAAAAAUACUAUGUCAUCAAGAUAGCUUUUUCCUCCAGAGAUUUCUAUAUCAGCUGGUGCUUUGAUGUCUGGCCAUUAUCUGAAUGGGGCGUCUGCUCAGGGAUCAGCUAUGACCACCCUAGGGAGAGUUCCGUGAUGAGCCAUGUUGGGGACAGAAGGAUGAGUGAGCAGCUCUGCUUCCUUCGAGACAUCUCUGCUCUUCACCGGUUUGUCUUAGCUUAGGUAAUCUUCCAGGGCUAGAUGAUUGUAGGGGGUAGGGGAAAAGAUGAAGGGGUUAAAUGAUGGAGAAGAGAAGGGUACCAGAAGAAACUCUUCUUUGAAGUUAAAAGCAUUGAAUUCUAGACAUCUGCUAGGGAUCAUUUAAUAUCCAGGCUGAUUAAUUCAGCUGGGAAGCAGUCUAUAGAAGCUGGUAUGGACUCCAUUCCUUGGUGAGCCAUCACUUAUUUCUUAGAAGAAAUGGCAUUAGAGCUUAACUGUUUUUCUAGCUCUUGCAAAGCAUGUAAUUGAUGCAAAAUUAGCUAGGUCCCAAGCAAUAUAACAUCAAAGAAAUAUCUGCUAGCUGGACAAUUUUUUCUAAUCCACAUUAAAAUAAAUACAUAUAUAACUGUUAAAAUAAAAAUGUAUUUAUACAUAUGCAUCUUAAAAUCUCACAUUUAACUAGUGAUGCAUGGGCCAUGGUUGGGGAAACGCUGCAAGAAAUGUGAUCAGCUUGGACUUUGGAGAGGAACUGAGUUCAAAUUUUGCCUCCACAACUAACUUGGUAACCUGAGAACUUAACCUUCUUAGCUUUCAUUCCCUCAUCUCAGGGUGGACUUACUAGUAGUUCCUACCUCAUAUGGCAUUCUUCAGAAUUACUUAAGCUAGUGUCUAUAAAGGAUAAUGUGUAGUGCCUACAAAAUGUUAGUAAAAAAGAUCUUUUGCAAAUAAUAAAACAAAUGCCAAGACCUUGAUUAAAUAUAACUUCUGCAAAACAUGCCAUCUUUUGAGGAUGGUUCAAUGCUCAACCUCUUAUUUUGGGAAUUUGUAUGUGUAUGUGGGUUUUGGCGCCCUCCCACACACACUUUUUGGGCCUCUUUUUAUUAAUACUUUGACUGUAAUUCAUGGAAUUACCUAUUUCAAAUCAAUCUGAUGGCUGAAGAAGGUAAAGCAUGGAAUCACAGUGAUUACAUAGCUACUCUGAAAUGCAUAGAAUCACACCCAAAGAAUUUUUCUAAUUAAAUGCUCUUUGUGGGGGUGAGGUCUCUGAGUAUGAAACUAUGUAACUAAAGACUUAGAAACAUCAGAUUGUGGGCACUUAUGUUUAAACUUAAAUUUUUAAAAUUUCUGGUUAACUGUGUGCAUAGAAAAGUGAAGUUGAUUCAGCUACUCAGCUUGUAAGUGACUGCCAUGAUGGAGAAAGUGGGAGUGUGAGCUGUGCAGAGCUGAUGGCAACUAAUUGGGUAAGUUAUGUCUAAAUGGACGACAUGGAAGAUCUCAUGUAAGACCAACAAGCAGGAGCAUGCUACAGCCGAAAGGGGGAUUUGGUUGAGGAAGCCCAUCCAGUAAGUAGCCACCAAGUUCUUCUUCUCGCCACCUCUUUGAAAUUUCUGCCUGACUAGCUGGUGGUUGACUCAAGCUUUUCCUACCAUUGCUACUUUAGGGAAAGAUCCCAGCCAAGGUUAAUUGUUCAUCUCACUCUUGCACUGAGAUGUCACAGUGGGCAUAUCUAGGGAUCUUAAUAAUUCAUCAUUCUGUUUUGACCUGAACUUGAUCAGUAUAGAUGAGGAACCAGGAGUAUUUAUGUAUUGGGGGCAAAGAGAAGGGGUUUUCCAUGUUUUUGCAUCCCAAAGUGCUAAUUUAAAUAUUCUUAGGAUCAGGUGACAUAUUCUGGUACAAACAGCUUUCUUUGGCACUGCUUAACUGUGUGUAUGUUAAUAACAGGAACUUUGCUGUUUUAAUCUUACAGUUUUUUAAAAAACCUUUUCUAUCUCAGUAAAUCUGUCUAACCAUGAAAUUUAAUAAAGCAACAUUCUAGAAAUUCUUACCAAAGAAAAUGAAAAAUUUUAAUCUUUAUCUCAUGAAGGAAAUGAAAUUUUUUUUUAAUUUUUGAACAAAUAAUAUUAAUGUUAUAAUAUGUCAGCAGGUGAAUUUCCAAAUGCACUCCUGGUUGCUCUUUCAGCCAUUCAGGAAUAAGAUUUGUGUUCUCAGUUUUAAAACUAGGUUCAGAGAACAGGUCCCUAGAAACAUGAGUCAGGGCAGAGAUGAGCUUCCAUCUUGGUGUCUCAAACAAGCUUUUAUUGAUUGCUUAUGAUGCUUACUCACAGUACUGCACUGAGUCCCCUGGCAAACACCCACUUCUCCUGUGAGAGAUGGUCUGUAAACAAUGAACUGGGGCUCAGGGAAUGCGUGUUGUAAUAGAGAUAUUUUUAAAAGCAGACAUUUUAUGGGAGCAUACUUGGAGCCUCAACCUUCUUACCUGUAAAGUGUGGGAACUGGACGCAUCUCUGUUCCCUUUCCAGCUUUGAAACUCUGGGAUCCUACAGAAACACUGACCACUUCUUGUCCUAGAACAUUUGUUUUGCGUGAUCAUUGAAUAGUAAAUACACCAUUGGAUGCUGUAAAUAUUUAUGAUCCCCUAAAUGGGGGUGUUUUUUCCUGUUGUUGACUGUUGUUGGCUGGCUCUCCUACACACUGCAUGCAUUUUUCAGUGAGUCUAGCAGAGAAAGCCUGUACCUCUCAUUUGAAGAAUGUCCAGGAUGGUCUUAAAAAGCAAGUUAUUUGUCUCAAAGUGCUAAAAAUAUCCACCUAAGAAGAAGGUGGGCUUCCAGAGCUCCGUCUGAUCCUCCAUUUCCUCUUAGCAACUUGAAGGAAAAUGCAGAGGAUGACACACAGCCAAGAUGAGAUAAUGCCUGGGAUCUGGGGGUUGAAGUCAUUCCCGGGAGGAUUCCUGUCAGAUGAAACGUUUCCGGGCCUAAGAGCACCAGGAUCCUUCGGAAUUGUACCACUUUCUUUCCCAGAUUUUGCAGACCUAGGGACCAGACCCUCCCUUCCUCAGGAGCCUAGUAAUAAACGGGUCAAACCCCUUUCCAGAGUUACGUCACUAGCAAACCUCAUCCCGCCUGUGAAGGCCACGCCAUUAAAGCGCUUCAGUCAAACCCUGCAGCGCUCCAUUAGCUUCCGCAGUGAGAGUCGCCCUGACAUCCUCGCCCCCCGACCCUGGUCCAGAAAUGCCGCCCCCUCAAGCACGAAACGGAGAGAUAGCAAGCUGUGGAGUGAGACCUUCGAUGUGUGCGUCAAUCAGAUGCUUACAUCCAAGGAAAUCAAACGUCAGGAGGCCAUCUUUGAGCUUUCCCAAGGAGAAGAAGACUUGAUAGAAGACUUGAAAUUAGCAAAAAAGGCCUAUCAUGACCCCAUGCUGAAACUCUCCAUAAUGACAGAACAAGAGUUGAAUCAAAUUUUUGGAACACUGGACUCUCUAAUCCCUCUACAUGAAGAGCUCCUUAGUCAGCUUCGAGAUGUUCGGAAGCCUGAUGGCUCGACUGAACACGUUGGUCCCAUCCUCGUGGGCUGGCUCCCUUGCCUCAGCUCCUAUGACAGCUACUGCAGCAAUCAAGUAGCCGCCAAAGCUCUGCUGGACCACAAAAAGCAAGAUCACCGAGUCCAGGAUUUCCUACAGCGAUGUUUAGAAUCCCCCUUUAGCCGCAAACUAGAUCUCUGGAAUUUCCUCGAUAUUCCAAGAAGCCGUCUGGUAAAAUACCCUCUGCUUCUCCGAGAAAUCUUGAGGCACACACCAAAUGAUAAUCCAGAUCAGCAGCACUUGGAAGAAGCUAUAAAUAUCAUUCAGGGAAUCGUGGCAGAAAUCAACACCAAGACUGGCGAAUCUGAAUGCCGCUAUUAUAAAGAGCGGCUUCUUUACUUGGAAGAAGGCCAGAAAGACUCCCUGAUUGACAGCUCUCGAGUCUUGUGUUGUCAUGGUGAACUGAAGAACAAUCGGGGCGUGAAACUGCAUGUUUUCCUGUUCCAAGAAGUGCUUGUGAUCACUCGAGCCGUCACCCACAAUGAGCAGCUUUGCUACCAGCUGUACCGUCAGCCAAUCCCCGUGAAGGACCUCCUGCUGGAAGACCUCCAGGAUGGAGAAGUGAGGCUGGGUGGCUCCCUGCGAGGGGCAUUCAGCAACAACGAGAGAAUUAAAAACUUCUUCAGAGUCAGUUUCAAAAAUGGAUCCCAAAGUCAGACCCACUCGCUACAAGCCAAUGACACCUUCAACAAACAGCAGUGGCUUAAUUGUAUUCGUCAAGCCAAAGAAACAGUUUUAUGUGCUGCCGGGCAAGCUGGGGUGCUUGACUCCGAGGGAUCAUUCCUAAAUCCCACCACUGGGAGCAGAGAGCUACAGGGAGAAACAAAACUUGAACAGAUGGACCAAUCGGACAGUGAGUCAGACUGUAGUAUGGACACAAGUGAGGUCAGCCUCGACUGUGAGCACAUGGAACAGACAGACUCUUCCUGUGGGAACAGCAGGCAUGGUGAAAGCAACGUCUGACAGAAGCAUGCGCAUUUUGGAAAGCAGGCCUGCGUCUUACCUGUACAGUAUUUGCAUUCCGCAGAUGGAACGGUUUGGAGAAGCACUUUUUCAUACUUUUGUGAAAAUAUACAUGUUGACCCAGUCUCUUGUAUCUGUACCUUUGUCCCUAGUACUGUAACUGCCAAUCUGUCUGUGUAAGCUGGAAUCUGUGGCAACUAUUACCCUGUGUUGUAUUUCACAAGUGUCUGGAUGGAUGGAGAGGUACUCAAACAAGUUACUUUCAAUUGUCCUGCUGGAUUUUAAAAAAAAUAGAAAAAGAAUCUCGAAACUACUGUUUUACAUAGAUUGCUUGAAGAGUCCUUCCUCUUGUGCUUCUGUAGCACUUUCCCAGCUCUUAGAUGUGGUAGCUGAAGGCACAGAAUUUAGAGGGCCUUGUAAAUAGGGCAUGAGGAAGUCACCUGUGUAUCGGGAUGGUAUUAGAGAGAGAAUCAGGAAAGACCAACUCAUGAAGUGAACUUGGUUUGAUUUUAUUCAACUAGAAAGCUUGAAAACAUCCCUGGAGAUUCUGAAGGCUUAAUUUUGCAAAGGAGGACGCACUGUCUGAACCUUGCAACUUCAUCCAGUGCAAGUUUGAUGCAAGAAUGUAUUAGGACAUAAAAUAGAGGCUGACCUUAAAAAGGGCCAGGACAAAAGCAGCUGCCAGCUCUGAAUCUUUAACUGAAAUGCACAUGGCACCAGGAGGUGUCUCUCAUAGUUGGUUGCUAGCCUAAAACAUCAGAAUAGAACCCAAAUGGCCUAGGAAAGCCUUCCAGGAUAACAAGAAGGCCCUGUCUUCAUUGUGUUUCAUCUGCCUAGGCCUACUCAUAUUUUAGAGAAUGAAUGAAGCAACAAGGAAGAGAGACCAUGACUCUAUCGAUGACACUGUUUAUAGAAACACAGGAGAGGAAGAACUUGGAAUGAAAAGCACUUCGUCAGAACCUUGUGUGGGAGCCACUGAGAGAAAAGCAAGGCUGAGAAAGGCCAGAGCCUUGGGCUUUCCUGCUCUGCUUUUGGGUUGUCAGUUUGCCAUCUCUGGUUCUGUGCUAUAAUCAGAAUUGUAAUUAUGUUCUCCAGAGGCCAAUUUCAUUAACUCUGAUGAAUUAGGAUCAGCUAGCCAGAUUAGUAACCUCUUUGUCCAGCCUUGAUUUACAGUGCAGGGUAAAGUGCAGACCUUAAAAAAAGCGAAGUACCUAGAAGAGCUCCCUGCAAGUGUAAAUAUUAAGGAUGACCUGUGCAAAAUUAUACCCACACCAGCACUAGUGGUAAUUAUUCUAAAUUAUUGCCAAAAAGUUUUUCUUUAAUCUUCUGUCUUUCAAGUUUACAGAAAAGAAAGUAAGUGCAUUGAUGUCAUUUUAUUAUGUACAUAUAUCAUGUGCAUUCAAAGAAGCUGUGUGACAGGAUAUAUCAAUAUAAAAACAAGGUAUAUACUUUAUUUUUUAAAAACAAGGAUAUUGUGGUCAAUUUUACCCUAUAAAACAUAUUUCUGUAUUUAUAGAUCUUAAACAUGGUGAAUUUUUUCUAUUACAAGUUUAUUUAAAACUGCUUUGUUUCUCAAGUUGUUAUUGAUACAGCAAGUGAACCUGCUGCAGACAGAAGCAGAGGAAAGCCAAGAACAGCCUUUUAAUGGUGAAGAAAAGAAUGAAUGAUUCUUUGUAGGAGCCAUCAGCCACUUUUAGGAGCCAUCAGCCAGUGUGUUGGGAAAAGAGGUUUGUCAAGUGUUGGCCUAUGGGAAGAAAGUCAAUGAAUGUUUUGAUGAAAUGAAUGUUUUUGUAUAAUGGCCUUAAACUUUUCUGGAAAUAUUUCAAAUAAAUUACAUUAUUAAGUCAUC
Messenger RNA from Cercocebus atys (sooty mangabey), 6801 nucleotides. RefSeq names its product Rho guanine nucleotide exchange factor (GEF) 3 (gene ARHGEF3). Bases 3285 to 4952 code for a protein of 555 amino acids. Gene Ontology annotation, biological process: intracellular signal transduction; positive regulation of Rho protein signal transduction. Lineage: Eukaryota; Metazoa; Chordata; Mammalia; Primates; Cercopithecidae. Gene Ontology annotation, molecular function: guanyl-nucleotide exchange factor activity. The record is from RefSeq and is a predicted model, not a curated record. The transcript is spliced from 10 exons.